ACAAACUUCCCCUCUCACAAUAUAAAGAUUUACAAAAAAGAUGUUCAUGGUUAGUGACCAGCAGAUGCUGCAGUGUGAUCCGACAGUGUCGGUGCUGCCAAUGGAGAGAAAGUGGAAAUCCAAUGUUGAAAUCGCUCCCAAUUGUCCUCGCUGUGCCUCUCCCAACACCAAGUUCUGUUAUUACAACAACUACAGUCUGUCUCAGCCCAGGUGCUUCUGCAAAGGUUGCAGAAGGUAUUGGACCAAAGGCGGUUCCCUUCGGAACGUGCCGGUCGGCGGCGGAUGUCGGAAGAGUCGACGAGGUAAGUCUAACAGGGAAAGGAUCGAGAAGAAAGAUCGAAUUUCGAUGAAUCACAGUAAGAAUUCAUGUACUUCUCCUGAUGGGGAUCAACCGGAUAUCGAUCUAGCCAUUGUUUUCGCCAACUUCUUGAACCAGCCUGAGCCUAAUGAUUCAUCAAUGCAGUGCCAGAAACCAGUUGUUCAUUCGGUUCCGGAGUCUUUUACCGAUGAGAUCGAUGCGUUCGAGUUACGAAAUUUGUUAGCAGCUGACGAUCAAAUGGCGUUGUUGGAUGAUUUGUGGACCAACCAUGAUGUUGCUGAAACGACGCCGGACUUUGAGUGGCAGCCGAUGGUGCAAAUGCUACAGUUUGAGUCCUUUCCGGUGGAUGAUCAACUGAAGGGUUCUUUUGAUCUUUCUGGGUUUGGAGUUUAUUCAAAACAUUGAAGUUGAAGGAACUUUUCCAAUUUUUUAUAGUAAUUCAUACACUGUAUUCCUUCCUUAAUCUACUUGAUUCACAACAUGAACUAGCUAAGAUUAUGGAAAUUCAUUAUUUGAAGAAAUACAUGAAUAAUACAAUU
Molecule: messenger RNA, 858 nt
Organism: Hibiscus syriacus
Lineage: Eukaryota; Viridiplantae; Streptophyta; Magnoliopsida; Malvales; Malvaceae
Product: dof zinc finger protein DOF4.1-like
Exons: 1
Coding region: 41-724 (227 amino acids)
Biological process (GO): regulation of DNA-templated transcription
Molecular function (GO): DNA binding; DNA-binding transcription factor activity
Source: RefSeq, a predicted model, not a curated record